AUGCAUGGAAUAAGUGGCUACUCAGGCUGGCGCUGGAUCUUCAUAAUUGAAGGUCUUCUAUCCAUCGCCUCGGCGAUUCCCAAGUUCAUCAUUGCCGACUGGCCUGAACAGGCUAAAUUUCUGAACGAAGAGAAGAAGCUGCUGAAGGAACGCAACUCUCGCGAUGUCGGCGAGGGAGCGAGAAUGGAUCGACUUGAUGCAGCGGCAUGGAAGCGAAUAAUGUCCGAUUGGAAGAUUUAUAUUGGAAGUCUGAUUUACCUCGGUAUCAUCUUCUCGGAGUAUGCAACAGCGCUUUUCAUUCCCUCUAUCGUGAACUCAUUGGGGUAUGAUGGCGUUCAGACCCAAGUGCAAAGCAUCCCAGUCUGGGCCGUGGCGGCCGCCGUCACUGUGAUCGUGUCUUAUCUGACUGGUCGUGUGCAACAUCGUUACGGAUUUGUGAUAUUCGGAGUCAUCUUUUCCUGUAUCGGGUAUAUUAUUCUGCUAUGUCAAGGGCCACUUUCGGGUGGGACGGAUGUGCGAGUUCGCUAUAUGGCAGUUUUCUUCGUGACUACGGGGUGUUACAUCGUUCAAUCAGUGGCCAUCGUCUGGUUUGCCAACAAUUUGAGUGGACAUUACAAACGUGCUAUCGGCCUUGCGAUUCAAGUCGGAUUCGGGAAUAUCGGUGGCAUUAUCGCCAGUAAUAUCUUCAACAGAGAUGCAGCCCCUCAAUACAUCGUUGGGUAUAGUGUCUCCCUGGCUAUGAUGGUGUUUUGUGGCGUUAUGAGCACGAUCUUCGCAGCAGGACUAGUGAUCGAGAACAAGAUGAGGGACCAGAGAAAGCGUGAUGAUCGGUUUCAAUUGGAUGAAGAGGCUUUCAACAAUCUAGGGGACGAUGACCCAAAGUUCCGUUUCAGUCUUAGGUUGUCGGAACAAGUUAUCUCGAAACGGGUCGCAUUCUCAGGGGUCUUAAAUAUAACUCGUGUCAUUUUUGGAUACACUUCAUAUGCCUCAAUCAGUUCUGACACCUGUUCCAGAGGAAGGUAUAUUACAUGGAUCCAUAUGGGAGCCAUCUAA
Messenger RNA from Aspergillus affinis, 1053 nucleotides. Its product is annotated as putative transmembrane transporter. Gene Ontology annotation, biological process: transmembrane transport. NCBI's taxonomy places the organism in Eukaryota, Fungi, Ascomycota, Eurotiomycetes, Eurotiales, Aspergillaceae. Bases 1 to 1053 code for a protein of 350 amino acids. Gene Ontology annotation, molecular function: transmembrane transporter activity. The record is from RefSeq and is a predicted model, not a curated record. The transcript has a single exon. Gene Ontology annotation, cellular component: membrane.